CCACCCACAACCUCCAUCCUCUUCGCGCGCGGCGUCCUCGCCCGCCUCGCGAUCUGGCCCGCGCUCCGCCUCGCCGUCGCCGAGAACUGGGGCGGCCCCGACGGCGCGCAGAAGCGCACCUGGCUCGCGUCCGUGCUCGUCGACGCCUUCGAACAGGAGCACCCCCCGCCGGACGUGCCGUACGUCGAAGAUACGCUCCUCCAGGUCAUGGAGGACGAGUUCGAGACCGCGCUCGAGGACGGCAGCGCCGAGGCGGUCGCCAGGGACGUCGUGCAGAUGUGGGAGGCCGUGCAGGGAGGGAGCGCGGAGAUGGUGGAGAAGUUUGAGGGGCUUGCGGAUAAGGUGAAGGGGAAGAAGGUGCAGGUGGAAGAGGUUGCGGGGGAUGAGGAUGAUUGGGAGGAUGGGAGUGGGAGCGAGGACGGCAGUGAGGAUGAGGAGGGUGAGGCGCCAAUGCUUCUGGAUCAGCAAUCGAAGGCGCAUGCACAAGAGCGAGAGGUAGACGAGGAUGGCUUCACAGUCGUC
Molecule: messenger RNA, 522 nt
Organism: Fomitopsis serialis
Lineage: Eukaryota; Fungi; Basidiomycota; Agaricomycetes; Polyporales; Fomitopsidaceae
Product: Pre-rRNA-processing protein TSR2-domain-containing protein
Exons: 1
Biological process (GO): maturation of SSU-rRNA from tricistronic rRNA transcript (SSU-rRNA, 5.8S rRNA, LSU-rRNA)
Cellular component (GO): nucleus
Source: RefSeq, a predicted model, not a curated record